This is a messenger RNA of Dentiscutata erythropus, 435 nucleotides long. The record is from the annotation of a GenBank genome assembly. NCBI's taxonomy places the organism in Eukaryota, Fungi, Glomeromycota, Glomeromycetes, Diversisporales, Gigasporaceae.
CACAAAUACUUCUCAGAACCAAAAGUCUCGUCAUUGUCAUUAUUGUGGACGAACUAGACAUCUUAUAGCUAAAUGUAGAACCAGACAAGCAGAGCAAAAAUCUAGAGAUGAUCGAAAAGAUGAUAGAAGAAAUAAUUAUAGAAGAGAUGAUUACAGAAGAGAUGAACGUAGAAGAUCUUGUUCUCGUAGCCGUGAUCGCUCUUAUAGAAGUUUUUCACGAGACAGAAGAAAUUCUAGAGAAAAUUUUCGAGAAAGAAGCAGAUAUUUAGACUCUUAUAAUGAUAAUAGUAGGAGAACUGGCUUCCGCUCUCUCUCACCUUAUUGUAGAGACAUUAACUACCUUGGUCAUGACAGUACUCCAUCUUUAGCCUCUCCAGUUCCUUCUAAUAACAAGUGGGAACACUUCCUUGACAACCCCUCUAUCCGCAUAGCUAU